AUGGCGCUGUAUGAAACCUCUGACGCUCUGAUGUGCAGGGCGUUCCCCAUAACUCUGAGAGGACCAGCCCGCACGUGGUACAACGACCUGAGGACCGGGACGAUCGCCUCAUUCGACCAGCUCGCCAGAGACUUCGAGCUCAACUUCCUGGCCAGCGCACGCCCGAAACCGUCCGUUGCCUUGCUUCUCGGACUAUACCAGAGGGAGGAUGAGUCCCUCUCCCACUUUGUGAACCAUUUUGCAACGCAGAUCCGGGGAUUAUGCGAUGCUCACCCCUCUCUGUUGAUGCAAGCGUUCAUGGCAAGACUGCGACCUUCCCGAUUCUUCUGGUCCCUCGUUGAGAGACCCCCCACCGCGGUACGUGAGAUGCUUCAGCGGGCGAACCAGUUUGUUGCGGUUGAGGCUUGGAUGGCCGGAAAGCAGGAAGAGCACACGAGGGUCAGAUCGGAGCCGACUCGCGGGUAG
Molecule: messenger RNA, 465 nt
Organism: Musa acuminata AAA Group (dessert banana)
Lineage: Eukaryota; Viridiplantae; Streptophyta; Magnoliopsida; Zingiberales; Musaceae
Exons: 1
Coding region: 1-465 (154 amino acids)
Source: RefSeq, a predicted model, not a curated record